AUGGCUUCAUCUUUCUUAAGCUCUUUCUUGGUCAUUCUCUUGUUAUAUAUUUCAAGCCCUGUCAGUUUAACUCAAACUCUAACAGGUGUUAAACUACCACUGAUACACAGACUUUCUUUGCCCGAGAAUUCCAAUGAGACGUUCCAGCAGCUUGUGGAAAUAAAUUUGAAGCAACUUGAAAUGGAGUUUGCUACACUAGAUGAUCAAGAAGAAUUCAGUUUAGAAACUCCAAUGAUACGAUUCAAUCGGUGUUUAUAUUUUGUCAACCUGACGAUCGGAAAUCCACCUGUUCAACAAUAUCUGGAGGUGGACACCGGCAGCUCUCUCAUAUGGGUUCGUGGAGGUACUGAUCCUCUAAGACGAGACGAUUAUGUCCCCUCAGAAUCUUAUACAUUUAGGCAGAUGAGCUGUGUGGAUCCUAUAUGCACCUGGAAUAAUACUUUUAAGUGUCUUGGGCAAAAAAUUAAUCAGUGUGGGUAUACGGUUUGGUAUGGCGACGGGACUAACUCAACUGGAAACAUAGGCUACGAUCAGUUUGGGUUUGUAAACUAUGCAGAACCUAAAAGUCAUUCUUUUGUAGACAAUGUCGUAUUUGGUUCUCUCGGCAAAAUAGGAAAUGGUAAUGUGGCAACUAAAGACGCAAAUUUCUAUGGAAUCUUGGGACUAGGAACCCAAAGCAUUUCCCUGGUCAAUCAGCUACCUGGACCAAAAAUGUUCAGUUACUGUGUCUCAAAUCUUAGUAGCGCAGAUGGAUCUGAAGGCUACAUUCAUUUUGGAGAGGCGGAUGAUUACACCGGAGAUCUUCCAACAACACCAAUAAAUCAGGGUUAUUGGCAGUACAUUAUAGAAAUUCAAUCAAUUUGUCUGGGUAAUGUGUGUCUGGCAAUCGAUCCAUCCGUAUUCAAGGCCAUUCCAGGUGUUAAGUCUGGAGUGUCCAUCGACACGGGAGCGAUAUAUUCUUUUUUGCCAGACAUAGCAUAUGAUGCUGUUGAAGAUGCGGUGAUUAAACUGAUGAAAUCGAAGAACAAGACUUACGUGCCGGAAAUAUAUAAUAUCAAGUCCAUAUUAUGCUACGAUGGAAAGUUGGAUGGUGAUGAAUCAUCUUAUCCUACUCUUACUAUCAAUUUUGUUGGUGGGGGAGCAAAUAUGGAAAUUACUCGAAACGUGUAUCUCCACGAGGCUAGUCCAGACUUUCACUGUUUAUCAUUUCAGAGAAGCUCCCGUUUUGGAGAAAGAUACAAGAAAUACACCGUACUAGGUUUGCUGAGCCAACAGUAUCAUGUUUUCGAGUUCAACCUCGACAGUUGGACUUUGGGCAUUUUGGGUGACAAGUUCUGUAAUGAUCCAAUCCUAUAAUAUCUAUA
Daucus carota subsp. sativus is the source of this 1364-nucleotide messenger RNA. Its product is annotated as aspartic proteinase nepenthesin-2-like. The record is from RefSeq and is a predicted model, not a curated record. Gene Ontology annotation, molecular function: aspartic-type endopeptidase activity. Gene Ontology annotation, biological process: proteolysis. Bases 1 to 1356 code for a protein of 451 amino acids. The transcript has a single exon. NCBI's taxonomy places the organism in Eukaryota, Viridiplantae, Streptophyta, Magnoliopsida, Apiales, Apiaceae.